AUGCGCAUCAGCUCGGCCAUCGCAGCGGUUGCGCUGUUGCUCGCCCCAGCGGCUCUUGCUGACUUGCCUCCCGGGGACUGGUCGGGGGAGACGACCAUCACGGUCACAUCCUCCUACUCGACCACCCUUACCGUUACCAAGUAUCUCACAUAUGCCAACGCAACAACGACAAGCAAUUCCAGCGGCUACUAUGCCCACCCCACCGGCUGGAAUGCCACCUCUACCACCCCUACGGGCGCAAUUACGGUCAACAAGCCGACAUUGACCGCCCCGGCUACUUCCAGCCUCGCUAUCUCGCCGCCUAUCGCAUCUGCAACUGGCGGAGCGAGCGCACAGGAAAUCAACUUCGCAAUGGCCGCCCUGGCGGGCGCCGCUGCCGUCUUCUUGGGCUCGUUAUAG
This is a messenger RNA of Cladophialophora psammophila CBS 110553, 399 nucleotides long. RefSeq lists its product as uncharacterized. The coding region runs from base 1 to 399 and encodes 132 amino acids. The transcript has a single exon. Lineage: Eukaryota; Fungi; Ascomycota; Eurotiomycetes; Chaetothyriales; Herpotrichiellaceae. The record is from RefSeq and is a predicted model, not a curated record.